AUGGCCGGCCGCCAGCUUCUCCUCCUGCUCUGCGCGGCGCUGGCAGGCGAGCUCCGGGCUGAAGGAGGGGUAUUCAUCAAGAAAGAAAAUGCUGAUAAUUUCUUGGAAAGGACAAAGCGUGCUAACUCAUUUUUGGAGGAAUUUAAGCAAGGGAAUAUUGAAAGAGAAUGCAUUGAGGAGCGCUGCUCAAAAGAAGAAGCGAGAGAAGCCUUUGAAGACCAGGAGAAAACUGAGGAAUUCUGGAACAUCUAUGUAGAUGGGGACCAGUGCAGCUCAAAUCCGUGUCACUAUGGUGGACAUUGUAAAGAUGGAAUUGCUUCCUACACUUGCUCGUGCCUGGAUGGUUAUCAAGGCAAAAACUGUGAAUUUGUCAUACCAAAGUACUGCAAAAUAAACAAUGGUGACUGUGAACAGUUCUGCAGCAUCAAAAAAAGUGUUCAGAAGGCUGUUGUGUGUUCCUGUGCAAAAGGGUACACCCUAGCAGAAGAUGGCAAACACUGUGUUUCAGCAGUAAAGUAUCCAUGUGGAAGAGUUUUUGUGAAAAGGAAGAAAAGGUCAGUUAUUUUACCUUCUGACAAUAGCAGUGUAAUUAGUGAUCAAGAUGGCCCUUCCACAAAUGGGACAAUUUUGGAGGAGGACUUUGUUACUACCACAGAAAGCCCAACCGUCAGUCCUGGAAAUGAAACAAGUAACAAGAAUCCACAUGUCAUUACCAGGAUAGUAGGUGGUGAUGAGUGUCUCCUUGGAGAGUGUCCAUGGCAGGCUGUUCUGUUAAAUGAGGAAGGGGAAGAGUUUUGUGGUGGAACUAUUUUAACUGAAAAUUUUAUACUUACUGCAGCUCAUUGUAUGAACCAAUCUAAAGAAAUUAAAGUUGUUGUUGGUGAAGUGGACAGAGAAGAGAAAGAGCAGUCUGAAACGAUGCAUACUGUGGACAAAAUACUUGUUCACUCCAAAUACAUCGCCGAGACAUACGAUAACGACAUAGCCUUAAUAAAGCUGAAGGAACCGAUAACGUUUUCUGAGUACGUUAUCGCAGCUUGCCUCCCUGAAGCAGACUUUGCUAAUGAAGUUCUGAUGAACCAAAGAUCUGGGAUGGUUAGUGGCUUUGGACGUGAAUUUGAGGGUGGACGACUGUCCAAGAAACUGAAAGUGCUUGAAGUCCCCUAUGUUGAUAGGAACACUUGCAAGCAAUCCACUAACUUUGCAAUAACAGAAAACAUGUUCUGUGCUGGUUAUGAGACAGAGCAAAAAGAUGCGUGUCAAGGAGACAGUGGAGGCCCCCAUGUGACCAGAUAUAAGGAUACUUAUUUUGUUACUGGAAUUGUUAGCUGGGGAGAAGGAUGUGCAAAGAAAGGCAAAUAUGGUGUCUAUACCAAACUGUCCAGGUUCUUACGCUGGGUAAGAAUGGCCAUGAGACAGAAUUUGUAG
Indicator indicator is the source of this 1428-nucleotide messenger RNA. It is a transcript of the gene F10, whose product is annotated as coagulation factor X. The record is from RefSeq and is a predicted model, not a curated record. Gene Ontology annotation, biological process: proteolysis; blood coagulation. Lineage: Eukaryota; Metazoa; Chordata; Aves; Piciformes; Indicatoridae. Gene Ontology annotation, molecular function: serine-type endopeptidase activity; calcium ion binding. Gene Ontology annotation, cellular component: extracellular region. Bases 1 to 1428 code for a protein of 475 amino acids. The transcript is spliced from 8 exons.